Frieseomelitta varia is the source of this 3482-nucleotide messenger RNA. RefSeq lists its product as uncharacterized. The record is from RefSeq and is a predicted model, not a curated record. NCBI's taxonomy places the organism in Eukaryota, Metazoa, Arthropoda, Insecta, Hymenoptera, Apidae. The coding region runs from base 417 to 2324 and encodes 635 amino acids. The transcript is spliced from 8 exons.
AUCGCGUUGUAGUUCGUCACAGUCGCCCGGCGAAUUCUGACAUGGUAUGAUGGUUUCGUGUUUCUUGUAAAAUGUGCUGUACGCUGUUGGGUGUUGUUUGUGUAUUAUUAUUUUAAUUAUACAAAUCAGUGUCCAGAAAAACAGUGCGUACUAGCUCCAAUAAAUUUGGAUUAGUUGGAUCGAAACUGAAUAAAAAAUAAAAUUUUCAUAUCUGUUUCAUUUCAACACCUAGUCAUCUGAACUCACUUACUGGCAUGCAGAAAUUCUGAAAAAAUUGGCGCAUUGAAAAUAAGACGAACGAAAUCGCGAGGAGAAGAAUGACGAAAGAUCGAUGAACUUUGUUGUGACGUCGGAACAAUUUCGUACUGUCAACAGAAACAAAAUCUGAAAGCUUGUAGAGGAAAACACAGUGAAUCAUGUCGCAAUCGAGACGUCCCAGUAUUUCCAUCCACGAUUAUCCGGAACAUUUGAAUCCGUUCAGCGAUGACAUCACCAGUACGCAGCCUUACUUUUACCGCGAUGCAAAGACAAAGGAUUCGAAACACAAGUUCUGGACAUUUGGUAGAAGCAGGAAGAAAAGGUCGAAUAGCUUCUCCAUCAAAAGUACAUGGAACGGGUUAUUCGGCAAGCGAAAAGAUGACAAAUCAGAAGCUCAGGAAAAAAGAUCUACAAUCACCACAGUUUCGUCAACAUAUAAAAGGGAACCAUACAUCAAAUCGAUGCUUGUACCGCCGCGUAUAACGAGGGACCAACAGGAGUUUGAUGAAGCUCUUGGUACUUUAGUUAGAAGAAGAAAGUACACGUUAGAUAAUUCCUCGUCGAGAUACAGUUCGAGCUUGACUGUUAAUGGUGAUCCUGCAAGACUCUAUGACGGCAGUCCGCAAGAAACCACUACAUCUAUUAUGGGUGAUCUUACACCGAAACCGCCAGCACGAAGAUUUGGUCAGACGAGUCCAAAGCCGACAGACAAGCUACCACCGCUAGAUUUCGAAAACGAAAACCCAAAUGAGAGUGAAAGUAUAACACUUCGCGAAAAGAUUCGAGAAAAAACACCUGUACCUCCUUUACGAAGAUUUGGUAACAGAUCAUCGCAAAGGAUGAACGCGAAUACUCUGGAUUUAGAGGAAGAAGCGAAUCGAUUAGGCGACAUAAUGAUAUGUGACGAGAAUGAGAACGUAUCUGGGGAUUAUAUGUUUAAAAGAUAUUCUCAGGACACAGUUAGAAAGUCGAAUCUCUCGAUAAACAGUUGCGUUUCUGUCGGAAGUACGAUGAGUUCGUAUGGUCGUAAAAAACGAAGAGCACCGCAGCCUCCGCGACAUUUGGAGAAUGUGGAAACAAACGAAAAGAUUGCAGAAGGGACUAACAUACAACUUCAGAUAGUGGAACCGCUCGACAUAGCAAAGGUUACCGAAAACAUAGAUGAUCUGACGAAGAAAAGCAAGAAUUUGGACGGAGAAAUUAACGAAGUUAAUUCAAAAGAGGUUAAUAACGAAGGAAAAUUAGUAGUUCCGAUUCUGAAUGAUAUACAAGUAUCUGAAGAAACUACUACAGAACAUAAUUCAAUAAAAGUUGUAAAAACUAAUAUAGAAACAUUAGAUAAAAAGGAAAUUUGUACCGAGAAAGAACCAAAAGAAAUUGUAGAUGUAGAGCAAGCAGAAACAAAAAUUUCAACUUCGAAGGAUCAAAAUAUUACGAAACCUAUUGAAAAAAAUGAAGAAGAUAUUCAGGUUGAAUAUCGCAGAGCUUCUCAGGAAAAUAUAGAAAUAAUUAAAGAUGUCGACCAAGUAAAUUCAUCAUCAGAAAUAGAUAUUUAUCUUCAGAGAAAGAAUUCUUCCAGUUCCUUGUCCAGAAGCGACAGUUUCUCAGUGAAAGAUGAGAUUGAAAAGAUCGAAAGGCAAAUAAAAGCAUUAGAAACAAAAAAUGCUUCUAAGGAUUUAGAAGAGAAAAAUUCGAAUAAUUUGCAAGAAAACGUGAGAUAUUCGAUUCAGGAAAAUCGUAGACAUUUCUUUAAAAAUAUGGUGGAAAACGAGAAUGAUAAAGGUGCAAUUAAGAUAGAAUUUAAGGAAUUUCCAAAGGAACAAAAGGACAUUCAUGUGGUGAGAUUAAAUGACUCGCCUAUUCCUACAGUAGUGUCUAGAGAUCCAGUAAAAGUAAUCGAGCUUCAUAUUUCUGAACCUAUAAAACAAAAACCGGAGAUUCUCGAGGAUAUAAAUCCGAUUCCAAAACCCAGAAGACAUAGUGUUUUAAAUAUGAACGAUUCUCAAGCUAAUAUAACUUCAACUGAAACUAGGAGCUUCGAACCGACCAGAGGGAAAUCGCUUUAAAAUUUAUAUUUUCAAUGACAAAUUCUUGUACGAAAUUGUGCAAUUUUUUCAGUCUCUAAAUUAAACAGAAAAAUAUAUAUCUCUGUUGAUCUUAAUCGAGAUAUAUUUUUUAAGACUGUAUAAACAUCAUGUACAUGUGCUUUUAUUUAAUGCUUCAAAUCUACUUUGAUCAUUUGAAAUAAUUUUAGAAUUUGGAUUCUACAUACUAUGUAACUAUAAGAUAGAAAAACUUUUGCAAUGUUUUUUAAGUACAGUAUAUUAUUUUUCAAGAUACGUACUUUGAAAGGUUGAUAAAUUGCAAAUAUACAUAUUAUAUACUUGAAGUAUUUAGAGAUCAAGUUUUAGAUUUCAAGUAUAAAUUAUGUGAUUGUAGACUGUUCCCUGUUUAUUUAGUAGUUUCAUUAUUUAUUGAUGCAGAAUAAAGUCUGAAAAUACUAGAUUUGUGCUAUGUCUUCUCAACAAGAAAUGCAUGUUGAUAAUUUUAUUUAAAAGAAUACAGAAUAUUUUAAAUGUACUUUUAUUUGUAUGAACGAUUAUUUUUAAGGAUAAUGAAAUUUAUCUACUUUUUCAAGAUGCUGCAAGGUUGCUUCAAGAUGAAAAACUUUUAUUAUUAUAAAUUGUAAAUAUUAAUAUAGUACAUUAAUGUACUAAUAUAUGACAAUUGACAAAACAAUGUUAAUAUAUAAAAUUAAUAUAUAAAAAAAACAAUAAGGCUUCUACAGAUCUCUGAUCCUUUUCUCUUUAUAUUUUAUGAACCUUAUGAUAUUUAUAUUCACAGUAGAUAUUACUGCAAUAUUGUCUCCUAAAUUUUUGCUUUGUUGUUUCAUCUAUAAAUAAAAUAAUUAUAACAAUAAAUUCAAAAUAUGCGAAUUUCAUAAUUUUAAAUAUUCAAAUUGAAAACAAUCGUACCUUAUUUUUAAAAAGUGGUACCAAAGUAUGUAAUUUUUCUACUAAUUUAAUUUCACUUGCUAACUGAUCGCUGUUGUCUUCUGCAUAUAUAUCCAUUACUGCGUCCAAAGAUUCAGCGAUGACCCAAACUGACAACUCCGUUACACAAAUGUCUAAUAAAGAUGUAGACACAUACUGAAAAAUCAUUCAUCACUGUAAAAAAUCAUUCAUUGUAAACUUCAAUAAAAAUUUAUACCUUGAUUAACUCGU